Messenger RNA from Clonostachys solani, 666 nucleotides. The record is from the annotation of a GenBank genome assembly. NCBI's taxonomy places the organism in Eukaryota, Fungi, Ascomycota, Sordariomycetes, Hypocreales, Bionectriaceae.
AUGGCGCAAAAUGAAGCAUCAGACUAUUACACCCUUGUGUCUGGGUUUUAUGGCCCUGGCGCUCUAGCCUGCUGGUACUUGAGCAUAGCGGCUUAUAUAUUUAAUUCCCUCACUGCGAAGCGAGAGGGAAAGUCCCAUCUCUUUGGGCUUUCAAUCGAAUUUCUCGCACUGAUGGCAUACCCCAUCAUCGCGAUCGGCCAUCUCCUCAUCCAGAUCAAUGGAUUUCCUGUGGGCUACGAGAAAUACCUUACCGAGAACUUGCUAUCCUGCCGCGAGAGCUGUGACAAAGGGAUACCUCUGCCAUACGAUUCCCCCGACGGCUCACAUCUUGCUACCCACGCGGAAUUGUACCCCCGAAUUCUGGCAAUGAACCCGGCCCUGAGAAUUCAGGAUUCAUUCUUCUAUAUCUGCGCCACGGCACUGUUUUUUGGCUUAUUAACACCGACCAAGCCCAGCCCUGUUAUGAAAAAUGUUUUGUUCACGGCUGGACUUGCGUGGUGCUGCGCUGUGAAAAUCGCCUUGAUGGUUAAGCUCAACCGCCAUGGUGACAGCAGCGGCACUGUGGGAUCUCCCAUCGAGGUCUUGGUUGGCCUCAUUUUACACGGCUGUCUGCCUCUGACCAGAAUAUACGCGGCACUUAUUUCGCCUAUUUUCGCCCUCUGUUGA